AUGUCCCGUGGCGCUGCGGCGGGGGUCGCGCUGCUGGCGCUGCUGGCGGCCGCGGCAGAGGCGGCUGUGGUGCUGCGCGGCGGCGGCUACAAGGGGCUGGUGGCCGCCGUGCACCCCCGCGUGGGCGAGGACGCGGAGCUGCUCACCAGGCUGCAGGAGAUGAUCACGGAAGCUUCUUUCCAUCUCUUCAACGCCACGAGAGGCAGAGCCCAUUUCAGGAGCGUGAAGAUCCUGAUUCCCCCAACGUGGACUGAGAAGGGUUACRAGGCACCAAAGCACGAGUCCUAUGACACGGCAGAUGUCAUUGUGGCACCUCCUUACUGGAAACAUGGAGAUGACCCAUACACCCUGCAACCUGGAGCAUGUGGACAGACAGGAAAAUACAUCCAUUUCACACCUAACUUCCUAGCAAAUGAUAAUUUGAUGGAUAUCUAUGGCUCACGAGGCCGACUCUUUGUCCACGAGUGGGCCCACCUUCGCUGGGGGGUCUUUGAUGAGUAUGACAGCGAGAGACCUUUUUAUGUAACUGCGCGGAACCAGGUUAAGGUUACAAGGUGCUCCUCUGAUGUUACUGGCAUCUACGUCUGUGAAAAGAAUUCCUGUACUGAAGGCAGCUGUGUUAUUAAUAAGCUAACAGGCCUUUUCAAGGAAGGAUGCACAUUUAUUCAUGACAGGAAUCAAACUGCAGUAUCAUCAAUAAUGUAUAUGCAAAGCUUGUCAUCUGUGGCUGAAUUCUGCGAUGAACAUAACCAUAACAGAGAAGCACCCAACCUGCAGAAUCGAAUGUGUGAUUACAGAAGCACAUSGGAAGUAAUCAAAAACUCCCCAGAUUUUAAAAAUAACCCUCCAGUGACCAACAGCAGCUACAUUACUCCUCCUUCCUUCUCAUUGCUGCAGAAGAGAGAUAGAGUGAUAUGUUUAGUGCUUGACAUUUCUAAGACUGUAAGUGGGGAUAACUGGAUCAAACGAUUGCAUCAAGCAGCAGAAUUAUAUCUACUGCAAAUAGUGGAAGAAUAUUCUUAUGUUGGUAUUGUGACGUUCAGUCACAGGGCAGAGAUCAAGGCUUACGUGCGUCAGGUCGUGAGCGACGAUGUUCGGAAGCAGCUUGCGUCCCACUUACCUGCAGCUCCAGGGAGCGAGAGAGCUGACGUCUGUGCAGGCCUGCAGCUGGCAUUGGAGGUAAUCAGGAAGAAAGAUGGAAGUACAUAUGGAUCUGAAAUUGUACUGGUGACAGGUGGACAAGACAGUAUGAAGAAGUGUUUUUCUGAUAUGGUUAACAGUGGAUCAGUCAUUCACACAAUUACUGUUGGGUCUUCUGCUGCUAAAGAAAUUGAACAUUUCUCCAAAGAGACAGGAGGGCUGAAGUUUUUUGUCCCAGAAAGACUGGACUUCAGUGACUUACUGGAUGUUUUUAGUGGAAUUUUGUCUAGAAGUGGAGAUACUUUCAAUCACUCUAUUCAGAUUGAAAGUGCUAGUGACAGUAUUGGCAGGUACAAGGAACUGCGUAGGACAGUGACUAUUGACAGCACAGUGGGAAGAGAAACAUUCUUUGUAGCCACUUGGCAGACGUCUGGAGCUCYGGAGAUCACACUGUCUGAUCCCAGUGGGAAAAGUUACACCAACAAGGACUUUGACAUUGAUUCAGUUUUCCAUGUAGCUCGUCUUCAGAUUCCAGGAAUUGCAGAGACAGGGGAAUGGAUAUACACCCUGACGAAUAUUCACCCAUCUCCUCAAGUUCUAACAAUGAUGGUGACUUCUCGAGCAGCAAAUUCAACUAUACCUGCGGUGGCUGUGAAAGCCCAUGUGAGCAAAGAUAUAAAUGACUAUCCCAAUCCAAUGGUUGUCUAUGUACAAGUUAGUCAAGGGUUUUCUCCUAUUCUUGGAGCAAAUGUGACUGCCAUUAUCAGUCCACAGAAUGGAGAUCCAGUUUCCUUGGAACUUUUUGACAACGGAGCAGGUUCUGACAUUGUCAAGAAUGAUGGUAUCUAUUCAAAGUACUUGUUUUCUUUCCCCGGGAAUGGCAGAUACAGCCUGAAAGUCCAUGUCCACGCUAGCGCUAACAGAACUAUCGUACCCCAAAGGGCAAUGUCGUGGAGCCACGCCAUGUAUAUACCGGGUUAUGUGGAGAAUGGUAAAAUCAAGAUGAACCCAUCAAGACCCUCAAUUAUUAGAAAUGAUCUUCAAAUCCAAAGAGGUGGUUUCCACAGAACAUCUGCAGGAGGCUCCUUUAUAAUAUCUGCGGUUCCAGUGGGACCUUAUGCUGAUGUGUUUCCACCAUGCAAAAUUAUUGACCUUGAUGCCAGAAUAGAAGACAAUAAAGUUGUAUUAUCAUGGACAGCACCAGGAGAUGAUUUUGACAAAGGCCAAGCUGCAGGUUAUGAAAUCAGAACAAGUGAAACUCCUCUGGAGUUACGGGACAACUUCUAUAGGACUACUUUUGUGAAUGCCUCCAGUCUCUCACCUGAGCUUGCGGGUUACAAAGAAAUGUUUGCAUUUAAACCAGAAGCCUUUACAGCAGGAAACAUCAGCAUCAUCUAYGUAGCUAUACGGGCCAUUGAUGAAGUCUCUCAUCACUCUGAGCUAUCUAACAUUGCACAGGCAGUAAUGUUUAUUCCUCCAAUGGACUCUCCUAYUUCUAAUGUGGAAUUUGGUGUUUCAACAAUAUUGUUACUAGUCUUUGGAUUGUUAGCAGUAGUUUGUCUUACAGGCAGYACAACCUUCUUUUUAUUAAAGAAAAAGGACAAAAAGACAGAAACUACUACUAAAUUGCUUUAA
This is a messenger RNA of Nothoprocta perdicaria, 2775 nucleotides long. It is a transcript of the gene CLCA2, whose product is annotated as chloride channel accessory 2. The coding region runs from base 1 to 2775 and encodes 924 amino acids. Gene Ontology annotation, biological process: chloride transport. NCBI's taxonomy places the organism in Eukaryota, Metazoa, Chordata, Aves, Tinamiformes, Tinamidae. Gene Ontology annotation, molecular function: intracellularly calcium-gated chloride channel activity. The transcript is spliced from 14 exons. The record is from RefSeq and is a predicted model, not a curated record.